This is a messenger RNA of Pterocles gutturalis (yellow-throated sandgrouse), 1349 nucleotides long. RefSeq names its product DNA polymerase alpha catalytic subunit-like. The record is from RefSeq and is a predicted model, not a curated record. The transcript is spliced from 11 exons. Lineage: Eukaryota; Metazoa; Chordata; Aves; Pterocliformes; Pteroclidae. Gene Ontology annotation, cellular component: alpha DNA polymerase:primase complex. Gene Ontology annotation, molecular function: DNA-directed DNA polymerase activity; purine nucleotide binding; chromatin binding. The annotation marks the transcript as partial. Gene Ontology annotation, biological process: lagging strand elongation; mitotic DNA replication initiation; leading strand elongation.
CUAUGCAUGAGUCUGGAAGUUUUGCAGCAUCACGUUCUAGACGUGAGAAGAAGUCUAGAAGAGGCCAGCAAGAAGCACUGGAGCGUCUGAAAAAAGCCAAAGCUGGCGAAAAAGUGAAAUAUGAGGUUGAGGAGUUCACAAGUGUUUAUGAUGAAAUAGAUGAGGAAGAAUACUCCAAAAUGGUCAGAGAACGUCAGGAUGAUGACUGGAUUGUCGAUGAUGAUGGGAUGGGUUAUGUAGAAGAUGGAAGGGAAAUCUUUGAUGAAGAUCUGGAUGAUGAUGCUCUUGGUUCCAGUAAGAAAGGAAAAGGUGGCAAAACGGGUGAUAAAAAGAAUGCAAAAAAAUCUGUGGUGUCAAAACCAAACACAAUUAAGUCCAUGUUUAUAGCCAGCGCUGGGAAGAAGAACACAGAUAAAACUGUGGAUCUGUCAAAGGAUGAUUUACUAGGAGAUAUUCUUCAAGAUCUUAAUGCUGAAACUGUUCAGAUAAGUCCACCACCAAUUAUAAUGCUGAAGAGGAAAAGAUCCACUGGAGUGCCACUGAAUCCUUUCUCUGUGCAGUCCCAAACUCCUAAGGUAAUCACCCCUGUAUCAAAGAAAGCUCCCUCUCAUCUCAGAAAAGAAGCUCUUCCUCCAACUCCAUUUCGUCCUAAACAUCCCAAUUACACAGCAAAAUCUGUCAUGGUCUCUGAAAAUAAGGAUACUGAGUAUGUGCAAAAAGCUACAGAAAAUGGGGGAACAGUGAAGACAAUAGAAGAGGAAGCUAUUGAAGAUAAUGUACAGGCAACAAUGGAUUUUGAUGAGGAGGACUUUGAUGAACCUAUGGAAACAGAGCAUGUGGAAACUGUACCUGAGACAGCUGAAAGCUUGAAGAGAGACAAGGAAAUUGAAAAAAAAGAGACAGAGCAGCUGGAAUCAGAGAAGAAAGAGACAUCUGUCUUAAGUUGUUCUCUCCCAGAUAUCUCAUGUUGGGACAGAAUUGAUGAGGAUGAAUCUGAUCUAGCAGUGACAGAAGUUCAGCUGGACCCCAGUCUCCUUCCACUUGUGAAUGGGGAAAAUGAUGAUCAAGUCUUAAGAUUUUUUUGGCUGGAUGCUUAUGAAGAUCAGUACAGUCAGCCAGGCGUGGUAUUUUUGUUUGGUAAAGUUUGGAUUGAAUCUGCACACACCUAUGUCAGCUGUUGUGUGACAGUGAAAAAUAUUGAGAGAACUAUUUAUCUGCUGCCACGUGAAACAGAAAUAGACCUAUCCACUGGCAAAGAGACAGAGACUCCGGUAACUCUAAUGAGUGUUUUCAAGGAAUUUAAUGACUGCAUUUCACCAAAGUAUAAGAUCAUGAAGUUCAAAUCCAAG